UCUAACCAACAAUUUCUGCGAUCCAAUUUUAUUUGUUGUUCAUUUUUUUCUCUCUAUUGCCUCUGAAUUUUCCACUUUUUUUGCUCUUGCUGAGCAUCUCUCAGAUGCAUUCACUCGUUCUCGUUCAAAACUAAUAAUUAUUAAUAAUAAACAGCCCAUCGAAAUCGUGUAUACCGCGAAAUGUUGUCAAUUGUGUACAUGUGUACGACGAAAAAAAAGUGGAUGCCGUACGUGCUCUGUAUGCAUAAAGUUUGAGUGCCGAAUGUGUUGCGUGUGCGACAGCAUCGUCGAUAAUUAAACGGAGCCCGAACGUGUUUCGGUACGCGGACGCGACCAGACGUGAGAGACGUGAAAAAGCAUCAGAAAUUCGGUCUCGGUAAUCAAGGCACACACGAGCACGCGAGAUACCAAAACGAAUGAGCGGAAAAAUAAAGGCAGGGAAAAUCAGUUUAUGUGCGGCACUUGAUCGCGUCUGAUUUGAAAAAUACGGCACAGGAAAAUCGUUCGUUUCGUCAACGUCGCUUCUGUCGUCUUUGUCGUCGUCGUCGUCGUCAUUGUGAAUAUCAUCCGAUCAAAACGAUACGAAUGCCAGUUUUAGCACAGUGAUUCUUAGAUUUUGAUUUAAUUUUCAUUUUAUUUUCUCGCGUGUGUCGUUUUUGUGCAUAUUUUUCGGAGCGAUUUGAAUGAAAAAUCCGCAGCCAAGUGUUGCUUUGAGCCGUUGCUCGUGGUCAUUUGAAUCGAUGGAAUUUUUCCAAUCGUGGACAUUUGUUUUGAACGAUCAAAGUGAACCAUAGUAGUAGAUUCUAGAAGUGUAAAAGUUUCGAUUUGAAUUUCUCGGCUGGUGCAAAAGGCAAAUCUUGCUAUUUUAGCAAGGUAUCGAGCCCGAAAUCUGUUCAGAUGCUAUUAAUUGAUGCGCAGUGAACAAGAGAGAGAGAGAGAGAGAGCAUUGAUUCAGCACUAUGGAGCCAUACACCGUGCAAGCGGAAUACUCGUUUCAAGGCGAAAAUAAUGACGAGCUACGUUUUAAGAAAGGCGAUAUCAUCACCGUAACACAACGCGAAGAUGGUGGCUGGUGGGAAGGAACGCUCGGCGAAGUAACUGGAUGGUUUCCAAGCAAUUAUGUGAAGGAGUAUAAAGCACCGUUGCCAUUGGCCGAAACGGUACGAACACCGGAAGAAAUACAAGCAUCAAGACAGGUCGUGCUCAACGAUUUACUGGAAAGUGAACGAGCGCACGUAGCCGAGAUCCGUGGUCUGUUCGAAAACUUUUUAGAACCACUGCAAACAAGUCAAAUUGUAAAUCCUGACGAAUAUGCUCAGUUACUGGGCAACUUUAUCGAAGUUGUUGAAACACACGAAGAACUUCUGACGGCAAUGGAGUCCAGUAAUGACCGCAUUGGAAAGUUAUUUUUAACAAAGGCAGCCACAAUGAAAUGUAUUCAUCAGGCAUAUUGUGCGGCUCAUCCCCGUGCAAUUGUUAUUUUGGACAAACACAGCGAACAACUUGAAGCGUAUAUGGAGAGACAAGGUGCUGCCUCACCCGGGCUGUUGGUUUUAACAACAGGUUUGUCAAAACCAUUCCGUCGACUUGAUAAAUAUGCGGCAAUGCUUCAAGAGCUGGAGAGACACAUGGAAAGUGGCCAUCCCGAUCGGGGCGAUACACAACGAAGCAUAUCCAUUUAUAAGGAUAUUGCGUCAAUGUGCGCUGCGACACGACGUCAAAAGGAAUUGGAACUGCAAGUAUUAACUGGCCCGGUGCGAAAUUGGCAGGGGCAAGACCUAAGCACAUUGGGUGAUAUCAUACAUAUGGGAAGUGUUGCUGUUGGAUCGGAUCAUCGUGAUCGAUACUUUGUACUUUUUCCACACACAUUGCUUAUCUUAAGCGUUAGCCAAAGAAUGAGCGCCUUCAUUUAUGAGGGAAAAUUGCCAUUAACUGGAAUCACUGUGAAUCGAUUAGAAGACACCGAGACGAUAAAGAAUGCGUUUGAAAUUGGUGGGCCGUUAAUCGAGCGAAUAACGGCAGUGUGUCAAGGGCCAAACGAAGCGAAUAAAUGGGUUGAACUAUUGUCACCUGACCCGAUUGCCUCUUUCAAGCCAAAGUCCAACGAAUCGCUUAAGAACAUGAGCAAUUCCGCAAUGUCAUCUCCAAUUCAUACGGCAACUCACGCCACCGUCAACAACGUCGGCCAAAUGAAUCGGGGAGCGGCAUCAAUGCAAGCAUCACAGCACAAGCGCAGCCUUUCAUUCAAUCAUCACCUCAGCUACAAUCAGUACAGCAGCCCGAACGCGAACAACGCUGCCACAUUAAACCACAAACUGAUGAACGAUCCCAGCCUACCGCCGCACGUUCAAAUGCGCGAGAGGUCCGACCAACCGGCACCCGUCCCAAAGACUAAUUCCAAAGCCAAUUGGAGUAUAGUCAAUUUGCGGCCAGCACCACCGCUACGUCCCACAUUGAUAAAUACGAAUUCGUCGUCCGGUAGUAAUGGUGCCAUUUUAGCAAACACCAAAAAGUCUCAGCCAACCUAUGAAGAAGAUGCCCUUGUUUUACGCGUCAUCGAAGCGUACUGCACCGCUUAUCAAAAUCCAACUCGAAAUGCCCUACAUUCAGCUUUACAACCCUGGACACCGUGCUUACCGAUCCGGGGUGGAAAAUUGAAAACCGCAAAAAAUUAUUCAACCUCAAAUCCGCAGCUGUCGUUCACAUCAUGCGCUUCGAAUGCUUACAUGCACAAUAAUCGGACGGGCAAUACAUCGUGCAAUAGCUUAAAUUCAUCGUAUAUUUGGCGUGAGGCAAGCCCAAACAAUUUCAAUCUGUAUUCAUCGUCUGUGUCGUCGUUGAAUGCGGGCGGUGGUAAUGCUUCGUUGCCGACAAGUGUUUCGAAUUCACCGUAUCGUUAUUCAAUUGGAUCGAAUAGUCGAUCGCCGGAAUUUCGUUCGGUGUCCGAAGAAAAAGCCAUCACCAAUAAAAAAUCCUUGGCCAGUAAAUUCAAAGGAUCAUCACACUAUGAAAAUGUUUAUAUGACACCAUUAUUACCGCAACGCAAAAACAAACAAACAGUGAAAAUCGUAAAAAGCUCACAGGAAAAUGUCUAUAUGCAUAAUGUAGGCAGACGUCUAUCGAAUGAUACCGAUUUAAGUGAUGAUCCAAUGCCAUACGGGCUUUAUGAUCGACGUACGAAUCGCUCAUUCGAAGCACCAUCACGAGAUAUGAUUCAUCCAAUUGAUCCGAAUAACAAACACUUGCGACGCUCAACACCACAUCUGCUCAGCGACGACAUUUACACGGAUACUGACCAAACGAGAAAAUCCAAACGACACUCAGCCACUUGGUGCUGCGGCAAUUUUAUGCUCAAACAAUGGAAGAAAGUUCAUCAGUACGAUUGAAGUGUUGAACAUUCAGUCGGAUACUUGGUAACCGUAGCGUAUCUGUAAUGGAACUGUUUUUUUCUUUAUUAACUUUAUUUACUCAUUUUAACGCCUUAUAUUCUGCUUCACAAAAAGACCAUACGUUUGCCAUCAACCAAUUUAUUUCUUCAACAACAAUGUUACUAAAGUAUCUAAAUUGUAUGUGUAUACUCUUCAAGCAGCUACUCAAACCAUAGUUUUACUGUUAGAUUUUCAAGUUGCCCAAAUAAGUUGUUUCUGAAACUCUUUUGUUCAUUUUCAAAUUGUACAUAGAUAAGUAUGAAUUGAUUCUCGAAUCUCUGUGUAAAUAUGUUGUAAGUAAAUAUGUGCCAUUUUCGGUAGAACAAUUGUUUUUUGGAUGACAAAGGAUAAAUCACCAUACCAAUUCAUUUGUAUUGUGAUCUUAAUUGCUAUUAUAUCUCUAUUUAUUUUAUGCAUACAUAAUGUAAAGCACAGUCACACUGAAACAUGUUGAGCUUAUUUUAAUUGAUCGCCACUUUUCAGUUUAUAAGUAGAACAAAUAUCAUUUUAACGAUAUGCCAUUGAGAUUUACAACGUACCAUUAUAUGCUUUGAUAUUUUUUUCCCCUCUUAUGAAGAGAUUCACACGUCUGUUCACCAUUCAUACGAUAUGAAUGGAAUGCAUACAAUUCACGAUAUGAAUAAAAUCUAUCAAACUAUGAAUAAUAAACUUUCAUACCAAAACAUAAAUACUCCAAAGGAUCAAAACCAGUCGGUUCACUCAAAUCGAAAGUGAAUACAAACAAAAUAAACAUAUAUGGUCUAUGAAUAACUUCAUUCAAUAUAACACCCACUUCAAUCUAUUUCACUAUAUGAGAUUUCCUUCGAACAUGGAAAAUGUUUAUUAUUGUUGUUGUUCGGCUUGUUUUUCGACAUGCUCAGAAAAAUGAGUUCAAUGAAUGUGCUAUUUUAAACGAGAUUAUACCAUUUUUGAUAAAGAUGUUUAUUUCUCUUCUUUUUGAUAAAAAGGAGAACGCAAACCAAUUCAAAUGUUUUCGUUGAAUAUCGAUUUCAGUAGCCAAUUUGUAAAACUAAUUAUUAUUAUGAAUUGAAAUAUCUUGGAAAUACAACUCGAUGUUUCGUUUUAAUUUAUUAUUCUAUCAAGUAUUAUUUCAAUCGCUGUAUUUUAUCUGUUGAAAUUUCCUAGAACGUAGCUCAUUCAGUUCGAUUGCGUUUUUUUUUCCCGUAGAAAUUACAAAAAUAGAAACAAAAGAAAAAACCGUAGUAACCUAAAUGUUAUUCUAAUAUUCUAACUACAAACAUAAUUGAAUAAAUCGAUGCCAAAAAAAGCGGAAGUGAACAAGAGUGUCUUUAUUUUCAUGAUGAGUGCAUUCAGCUUGAGGUAUUUUCUUUUUUCUUUUUUUUGGCUCAAAACAUACCGUGACUUCAGUGGUACAUUUUUAUUUCAUGAUUUGCAUUAUUUCGGUUCUUUUUUUCGUUUCAUCAACUCCUCCUCCUCCCUCCACACAUAAGUACAUAUAUAUACUAAUUUGAUGUUUGUUUUUGCUUACACUCCAAAAACGUGCAUUGAAUACUUCACACUGCAAAGGAAAUUGUUGUCUAGAUUGAAUGUAGUUGGUAGUUUUAUCUGAGCAAAAUGUGACUGGUGCUUCAGAACACUGUAAAUUAGCUUGUGAAACAAUAUGACAACAGAACCGUAGUAGUUUAUAUGAUAUAUUGUAAAUGUUUAGCUAGAAAUGAAAAAAAAAACAAUUAUUUGGUUGUAUCCAACCCAAAACACUUCCAAUGUUAUUGUAACCACAUAUUUCCCACAUUUUUCCUUCCACCGCAAAUUUAAAAAAAACCAACAACAACAACAACCACUACCAUCGCACACACAAAUGCACCAUUUACAGGCCUUGAAAAUGAGGACAUGACGCCAACGUUGAAACAAAUCUGGGUUGCCGUACGACAAUUGCAACAAGAUAUGAAUCAAAUCAAAAUUCAAGUCAACGAAGAACGUGCACUUCGCAGCUAUUUACAACAAUUGCUGAUGGGUCAUCUCGAGGGAUUGAGCUCAACCAAAAAUUGCUAAAUUGCGCCAAAAUCUAGAGUCACUCACGACUCACAUCGUCACAACUUCUUUUUUUUUCUUUAACAAUGCAUCACUGUCUACGGAUUCAUAUCACACAAUUUUUUCGUUUUCUUUUUUGGAUGUCUGUCAACUAACUCGCUGUCACAUCAAUGUAAUAUUGUAAAUGUUUGUUGUAACAAGAGAAAAUUACAGAAAAAAAGAAAUAUAAAUGUAUAGCUCGGGUCUAAGUGUGCCUUAGUCUUCUAAAUGUAUUCAAUUAAAGUGAAAUUUUUACAAACAAUGAGAUUUUCUCACUCACACCUCCCAUAUACUCCAACGAUGAAAAAAACACCAUUGAACUCGUGCGGAAACAAUUAAAUACAUGCACCAAUUUCUCCAUGGUCAGAAAUUUUUGCGUGUUUUCAACAUAUUUGUUUUUUCGUUCAAUUCGAUACCUUUUCCGAUGAUAAACCGAUAGUAUUAAGAAUGAAAUGUAAUUUUCGACGCGCAACAAAACAUACACUUCUAUAUUACUCUGCAUGUUGUAUUCAUCUAUUUAACACGUAUAAAGAACACAGAGAAUCGCACUUGUUAACCGUCGAAAAUCAUCUUUUUCUCUUUGUUUAAGUGAAGUUCAUUAAGAGUUGUAUUUUUUUUCUGCGUAAAUAAUAAGAAAGAAUUCGUAAGGAAGUAUUUAUCAAAAGAAACAGAAAAAACGGUCGCUGAUUAUAACGAUGAGUAAUGUCAUUAUCGCAUCCGAUGAUUGAUUGUAUUUUGUAGUACAAAGUAGAGGAAACAAAUAAAUAAAAACUCGUUUUGAAUUGUA
Messenger RNA from Sitodiplosis mosellana (orange wheat blossom midge), 6267 nucleotides. It is a transcript of the gene RtGEF, whose product is annotated as rho guanine nucleotide exchange factor 7. Gene Ontology annotation, molecular function: protein binding; guanyl-nucleotide exchange factor activity. Lineage: Eukaryota; Metazoa; Arthropoda; Insecta; Diptera; Cecidomyiidae. The record is from RefSeq and is a predicted model, not a curated record. The coding region runs from base 960 to 3386 and encodes 808 amino acids. The transcript is spliced from 10 exons.